AUGGCCGCAGUCGAGUGCAUGCCGCUGGCCUCGCGCCACCAUCCUCAUCAUCCAUUUAAUCAAAAUCGCCGACCCAGUGUUGGCAGCUCUAUGGGCAGCUCUAUUGGGACCACUAUUGGCAGCAACAACCCAUACGCCCGCUACAUGUCACCAUCGCCCUCACUCCACUCAAGGCGAUCGCACUCUGAAUCCAUGCCUUCCAUCUAUUUUUCCGGCAGCCCCGAGCAUCAUCCGGUGGAGCCGCCCCGAAGACGCGACAGCGGUGUGCCGCUUCGCCGCCGCAGCAUGCAGCAAAAGUACUCGCGCCACUCGCAGCUUGUGCACCCCGACAUCAUCGACCAACUGGACAACGUGACUGCGUUCUCUUACCACCACGAGGGGCCCUAUGAUGCCGUCUGCCCCGAACGAAACCUUGUCAGUCAGAGCAGCCCACUGGAGGCUGUCAAGGAAUCCAACGCCGAGGCCCUUCGCGCCACGCCUCGUGACAAAAUUGUCGACUGUAUCAACAGCCACCGUCCGUUAGACGGGACCGCCUUUUUCCCGCCUGGAACUUCCGACCCCAGCGGACAGCAUUACGACUACGAAGAGGGAUCUAACAUGAUGAACGACUUUGGUAACUUUAUGCGAAUGCCCGGCAAGCGCUUCACCGACGAUGACUUCAAGAACGACCCAUUUUACAACCGCCCCGUGCCCAAUCCGUUUGCUCAACUGCGGAAGGUUCUGAGUUUGCGGCGCAGAAAACGCCGAAGUACGACCUAA
Messenger RNA from Penicillium alfredii, 759 nucleotides. RefSeq lists its product as uncharacterized. The transcript is spliced from 2 exons. Lineage: Eukaryota; Fungi; Ascomycota; Eurotiomycetes; Eurotiales; Aspergillaceae. Gene Ontology annotation, cellular component: cytoplasm. The record is from RefSeq and is a predicted model, not a curated record. Bases 1 to 759 code for a protein of 252 amino acids.